Odontomachus brunneus is the source of this 1214-nucleotide messenger RNA. RefSeq names its product H2.0-like homeobox protein. Gene Ontology annotation, biological process: regulation of DNA-templated transcription. Lineage: Eukaryota; Metazoa; Arthropoda; Insecta; Hymenoptera; Formicidae. The record is from RefSeq and is a predicted model, not a curated record. Bases 423 to 1172 code for a protein of 249 amino acids. The transcript is spliced from 4 exons. Gene Ontology annotation, molecular function: sequence-specific DNA binding; DNA-binding transcription factor activity, RNA polymerase II-specific.
UCUCAACAUGGCAGAGUUUCGUUCGCUCAUUCACUUUUACGCCGUCCCGCGGUUCUUUUUCUCUUGGGAGAGAGCAUUUUUUUGUUACUGUGACGAAUUGAUGUCGGCGAUAGAAUAAUUCCGAAUUCACGUUUAAGUUCGUUCUUCUCUUAAGCUAAACAUCACAUUUGUUGUUGACAAUAAGUUACUUUUAUUGUCAAUUCCGUUCGUUGGGGCGAGUGCUUAAUGGCAGUGUCACCAGGAGCAGGUAAAAUGGAGCACGGAUUCACGAAGUGAGCAGUGAAGAAGUCAAAUUUGUUGUAACGAACCUUAUUAUUGGAAUCCAUUCUUCGUUAUUUUUUUUAACAAUGACUCUCAUUGCGAAGUUACACGCUACAUGAGUGAGUGCACGGUAUAUAGAACGCGUGUUCCCGAGUAGUGUCAUGAGCGCGAUUGACGGCACCGGGUGCGCUCUCGAUAAACUGAAAUCCACGGGGAAGAAGAUGAACGGCAUUAACACCCACGUCGUGGACAGCGCCAAUUGUUCCAAGCAGCUGAAAUUUGGUGUGGACCGCAUACUGUCGAACGAGAUCUGUGCUAAGAAAACGGAUGUGUUUAAGCCACUGCCGAUCCAAAUGCCGUCAAUACGUUGCCCCUGCGUCGGAAGUUGCGGAAGAUGCGAAGCUCUCAGAGCUUGCACAUCUUUUCCGCACGCUCAUUCGUCAUUACCCGAAGGUGUCACACCAGCACCGUAUAUCGGAAUAAUGGAAAGUUUAGGAACUUUAUAUCGGCCGGCACCGUUGCGUCCCGUACCGAGAACAUCAAUUUCGUCCUCCUCUACGAUGAGCUCUUCGGAAACCAGCACGCGCAGGAAGAGAUCGUGGUCCAGAGCCGUGUUUAGUUCAUUGCAGCGGAAAGGCUUAGAGAGGCGAUUCUCUUUGCAAAAAUACAUCACGAAGCCCGACCGACGACAAUUGGCGGCGACUUUAGGCCUAACUGACGCACAGGUUGUACGACUUGGGAAAUUUUGUCAAGGUUUGGUUUCAAAAUCGUCGGAUGAAAUGGCGACACACGAGAGAAAGCGAGAACCCUGCCUUGGCUGGUCCGGACUCCACGCAGAAGGACUUUCCCCAGAAAGUGGUGAAACCUACAGGCACGACGCAGCAAGAGGACGAGGAGGACGUGGAGAUUGACGUGGAUCUAUGAGACUUUGGCGCGUGUGCCGACAAUUCCGU